Molecule: messenger RNA, 1384 nt
Organism: Quercus robur (English oak)
Lineage: Eukaryota; Viridiplantae; Streptophyta; Magnoliopsida; Fagales; Fagaceae
Exons: 2
Coding region: 615-1169 (184 amino acids)
Source: RefSeq, a predicted model, not a curated record
GCCCACGGGUCAAUGUUGAAGAGUUUAGCUUCCUAGAAAGAAUUUUUCAAAAGACGAAGUCGGAAGAACGGACUUGGGCGAAGUUGGUAAAUCCGAGAACAAUCCAUUGGUAUUGUGACGGUCCCGAGCCUACCCGUGAGGCCAUUAUAUACGACGAAAGAGUUCACAGAUGUAAGCCCGUCAUCUUUCACUUCGUUUAAAUAUUUUCACCCAUAUGUAGACAAUAUCAUCCGUCCUGUAUUACAGAGAUGGACGACGCAAGGAGGAGGGCACUGAUAAAAUCACAAGCCGCUAGGCAAAAGGAGACGGGCGAGAUUGUGGUUCCUAAGGGGACGGCGUCGUCGGCAAAGAGGAAACAGGCAUCCAAGUCUGACUGUCCACCUAAGCAACAAAAAAUCCCUUUGGAGCCAGUCGUAGGGUUGAUGGCAGAGGGUGUGAAGACCAUCACCCCCUCAAAACAUAGGUCUGGCAAAGGCUUAAUGAAGGCCCCGUCCACUAGUCAGGAGAAGCCUCCUCCUCUUCUCCGUGACGACUCCAAAUUCGCCUUGGAGAGACUCUCGUCAAUCAUUUCCUUAGAAGACUAGGAAGACCUCGGCAAUCACUCGACAGAGGCAAUGGGGGAGAUGGGUCUAUUUGCCGUAGCACAGUCCUUGGUUAUGAUGAAGGGCCUAAUGGACCGGUGUUUGAACCGUGAGGCUGCUCUGGAACGUGUUCGAGUAAAGGCAGAGCAGACGGAGGAUGAACUCGGUCAACUUCAUAAGUGGAAGUCUACAAUGGAGAAGAAGUUUGACCUGUUCGAGCAGGUAAGAAAAGAGCUGGAGCAGAGGACGGAGGAAGCUAGGAAGGCCUUGGAAGCCAGAGACAAGGAAGUCAAGGACUUGAAGGAAAAGCUCCGUCAAGCCAAGGAGGACGCGGUCCGUGAAUACCGCGACUUCGACGCUUUGCUGAGAGAGCUGGGGGGUUCGUUCCUUCAAGGCUUCGAUGAUGCACUCCGUCAGCUUAAAAAAGCCUACCCUGACCUGGAUGUAUCAAUGAUAAACGUCAAUGAUCAAGAUCAGACGUCUGCUUUGCCCGUCGCUUCAAAGAAUACAGACGACCUCUUUGGUGACGAUGCGGCUCAAGGUGACGGAGAAUCAGUCCCAACAAAAGAUGUUCAAGAUGCCGACUAAAAAAAGUAGAUUAAUGUUACCUGUCUCUUUUGUAUUUCAUUUUGAGAACAAUCUGUCUCUCUUUUUGUAUUAAACAGUUGCCCCCUGGGCUUUUUAUCCGUUAUUAAUGCUUUACUUUAUUUUUAUGCCUUCUAUUACUGUUUGGAAAUUUCUUAAAUAUCCGUCCUCCCCAUGUAGUGGAGAUUAAGAAAAUACUCGUCGAUCCAAGAGCAUUU